AUGAAGCGAAUUUAUCUUGCAACGGGAAAAUCACCAACUGACUUUAGGUCUCGUAUUCGCAAUCUCAUGUUACUAGAUCUUCGAGUAAGGCUGGGAAAGAUUUUUCUGCGAGUUUGGCCGUGGCUGAAAAGGAUGCUGACACUAGCAACGACGAUUCUCCAUUUAGGGUAUAUAUUGAACCGAUCAGCAGUCCACUCUCCCUUCCUCCUGUUGGCCGGUGUUCGCCUUGAGAAGUUAACACAACAGGAUAUGGAUUUGUUUGAGAAGUCAGUUCGUUUUCUGAGUACCUGA
Molecule: messenger RNA, 291 nt
Organism: Cooperia oncophora
Lineage: Eukaryota; Metazoa; Nematoda; Chromadorea; Rhabditida; Trichostrongylidae
Source: the annotation of a GenBank genome assembly